Prunus armeniaca (apricot) is the source of this 861-nucleotide messenger RNA. NCBI's taxonomy places the organism in Eukaryota, Viridiplantae, Streptophyta, Magnoliopsida, Rosales, Rosaceae. The record is from the annotation of a GenBank genome assembly.
AUGUCAGCAUCUCAUUCAGACAUAUCCAAAGCUCUCACUCACUUCUACCCUUUAGCAGGGAGAUUUACUGAAGGCAAUGCCACGAUUGAAUGCAAUGAUGACGGAGCUGAAUUCGUCAAAGCCCGAAUUGCUGAUGGCUCCACAGUAUGCACAUUCAUCAAAUGUUUGGCCACAACAGCCCUUCAGUCCCGCAACAGCGAUCAGCUGGCACCAAGCAAGAAAUUCGUCAAAACACAAAAGUGCAUAACAAGGAGCCAGUUCAGUUGUUCCCAAACCUAUAUGCGUGGAAGCGGUUUCAGCACUCAUUUGGAAAUGUGCAAUGGAAGCAUCGGGAUCAACUUGGGUAUGUCUCUAAGGCCAUCUGUGCUCCGUCACGCUGUAAACUUGCGUAAAAGGGUCACUCCGCUCUUGCCAGAAAACUUGGCUGGGAAUGUUGUGGAUUACUUUACAUCAAGGGCUGAAGAGAGUUUGAUAGAUCUAAAAGACUUGGCUGCUAAAAUCAGGAAAGGGAGUGAACAAGUGAAAGAAAAAUAUGCUACAAAAGUAGGAUUUGAUUCUAAGGAGACAUGUCAAGAGUUAAAAGACUACUACAGAGACCUGAUAGAUAAUGAAGACAUAGACAACCAUAACUACACAAGCUGGUGUAGGUUUACUUUCUAUGAAACUGAUUUUGGAUGGGGAAAGCUGGCAUGGGUGAGUUUCGCUAGUUUUCCGAUUAAGAAUGUAAUUAUUUUGAUGGACAAAAGACAUAGCAAUGGAAUUGAAACAUGGUUGACUAUGAGCAAAGAAUGCAUGGCCUUGUUUGAGAGAAACUCGGAGCUGCUUGCAUAUGCUUCUGCAAAUCCAAGUGUCACCUGGUGA